UCGACGGAGACCUCUUUGAUGUCAACAUGGACAGGGAGCAGCGUAAGCCAGCCAAUGUCGGUCAAGACAUACAAGUUUUACAAAGGGCAUAUGAUGUGCUCAUCAAGCAAGAAGGUGGACCAGACAGCGAUGCAGCCAAGUCUUUGCAGCUCAAGCUUCACAAUCUUCGGCAGGUUCGAGACAGCGCCAAGUCGGAGAGCCAGCGCCUGCUGGUGGCCAGUAGGAAACUCUCCAAAGUUGAGAAACAAGUGGAGUCACAUUCGCAGUCGGUCGGACUUCUUGAGACAAAGGUUCAGAAUGCACAAGCACAUCUUCGAGUACAAGAACGUGCCUUGGCUGAGGCAAAGGAGAGCCUUGCUGAGGCGCAAAAGAAACGCGAUGAGCUGGUCGUGGAGACGCGCCGUGCCCAGGAGGCGCAGGACGUGGCGCAAGCGGCCGAGCGAGCCAGGCCACGCAGCCCUUCACCUACUCCGGAGCAGUUCUUCAACCUCAUGCGUGCUGAUGCCAUGGAGGCCGCAGCUCUACAGAAGGCGAAGGACACGGGCCUUGAUCCCAGUACGGUACAGCAGGGGCGCCAGAGGCUGCAGCAGUCCAUGGAGGUGUUCUUGGAGAUGCCCCUGGGGCUCCUGGUGGUGCCCAGCAAGUGGCAGGAGGGCAGCAGGCGUUGCCAGAAGGGCCCCCGCGUAGCGGGCCCGUGGUCGCCGUUCGUGGCCCAGCAGCAGCUGCUCCAGGUGGAGGAGAGGAUCUACCACGUGGGGCUGGAGCUGCAGGCGAAUCUGAGCAGCAGAAUCGAGCCUCUCGCAGCCCUCGCAGCCGCAGGGCAGCCUCGAG
Molecule: messenger RNA, 831 nt
Organism: Prorocentrum cordatum
Lineage: Eukaryota; Dinophyceae; Prorocentrales; Prorocentraceae
Source: the annotation of a GenBank genome assembly